Messenger RNA from Knipowitschia caucasica, 2793 nucleotides. NCBI's taxonomy places the organism in Eukaryota, Metazoa, Chordata, Actinopteri, Gobiiformes, Gobiidae. The record is from the annotation of a GenBank genome assembly.
AUGCCUGCGAUCAAGAAGGAGCGACUGGAUGGAGACGACAUGGCAUUGACCGCCUUUAACCAGUCCGAAUACCUGGCCCCUUUAAAUGCCACAGCUAUCCCCGUGGUGACCCCUCAUCCGCCACCUUACGAGCACAUUUUUGCCCAUCACCGCGCGUACUUGGGGCUUCACGACUCGACUCUGCAUCACCAGCACCUCCACCACCACACGGACGACUUAAUGCUGGAGCGGUUCUCCUCCAUCCCGGACUUUCAACCAUUUUUUGACAACGGGGAGCCUUGUAUCGAAGUGGAGUGUGGCGAAAACAAGGCUUUACUUUAUAUCAAUAAACUGUGUCAAGGAAGUAAGGGACCGUCUAUUAAAUACAGGGGCGAGUGGCUCACCCCAAACGAAUUUCAGUUUGUGAGUGGACGGGAGACGGCCAAAGACUGGAAACGGAGUAUUAGACAUAAAGGGAAAAGUCUGAAGACACUCAUGUCCAAAGGGAUAUUACAGGUGCACCCUCCGAUCUGUGACUGUCCCGGCUGCAGGAUCUCAUCUCCAGUGAACCGGGGGCGUCUAGCGGAAAAGCGCACCAUCCCUCUGCCGCCAAACCGGGUGCCAAAGAAGGAGCUAGGAUCUAUCUUCAGCAGUGAUGACAGUGAAGGCAGCGAGCGGGCCAGCGGAGACCAUGCCCACAUCAAACAGGAGGACGAGCUGCAUUUUAGUAUCAUGAGGAAAAGUCGGGAGAGUGACCUCUCCUCAAUCAUCUCCAACCUGCACCAUACGAGACAACAUGGCAUCUCCGAGAGCCAGUCUGAACGCAGCAGCAGCGGGCAAACAGACGAUCUUCUGGGAAAGAGAAGAAGCUGCUCCCCCAACAGCAGCAGCGACUGUCCCUCGGAAAGCAAGAAGUCUCGUAGCGUUUCCCCAAAAGAGAACCCGCAGAGCCCGGUGGCAGAGGCAGGGGGCAGUGUGGGUCACAUGAGUCCUGAAGACCACUACAGAAGGAUGAUGUCCAGUCUGAGUGAAGUGAGCAGCUACGAGGAGCAGCAGCAGAGACUGUACCAGUUAGCCAGCAGCAUGGGGCUGCCUGGACACGAUCUGCUCAGAGCUCAUCAGGAGGCACUGGUAGCUGCUGUGAGGAGUCCAACUCUUGAGGCUCAUCUACCUUCAGGAAGUUCAUCCUCGUCCAGCCAGAGGCGCAAACAGGGGCUGCCACAGCACCGGGACGCACACUAUACAGACAGGGAUCUCACCCAGCCUCCACCUUUGCUGUCUCCUCCCACGGCCCCCCACAUUACGUUAGGACCUCACCUGCGGCCUCCUUUCCUGGGCAUGCCCACUGCUCUGUGCCAGGCGCCAGGUUAUGGCUUCCUCCCGCCUGCUCAAGCUGAGAUUUUUGCACGGCAACAAGAAAUCUUGAGGAAACAGAACUUGGCCAGACUUGAGAUGUCUGCUGAGCUGCUGAGGCAGAAGGAGUUGGAGAACCUCCAACGACAGCAGCGUGUCUUGGGCUCUGACUCAGUGGGCACACUGCCCGCUGACCACCCUGCCCUCCGUAACAUCCAGGACCUGCCCGACGGCCAUCCACUGAGGGAGGAACUCGCCCGGCGCAGUGCAAUGCUGGUGCUACGUCAUGGAGCUACAACACCUUUUGUCUCUCGUAACCAGCAGACACAAUCAGGGACCUCCACACCCAAAGACUCCCACGGACACAGCUCGGCCACUGGCUCUGACUCACGGAAAAGCCCCAGUCGAGGCGCAGGGAGCCAGCUGCCCAAAGACCAUGACGAUGAGGACUCUGACAGUGAUGCAGACACAUAUGUGGACAAACCGGAAGGAGCAAAGGCAAAGUCCAGCAGUAAGGACAGAGAAGGGAGAGAAGGCUCUAAAGGACAGUGUGUCAGGGCUAAAGAAAGCACUGACAGAUCAGGUGGAACCAGCGCCCCCUGUAGCUCAUCAGAGACAGACUCGCCCAGCCGCCUCUUCACUGCGGAACAGGCCAAAUCUGACGUCAAGUUUCACCUUCCACCUGGCUUCAUGCCUCCACUGCCCGCGCUUCACGGCCAGAGCUUCCCGUUCGGCUUCCCCUACGCCAGCCCCUACUUUCACUCUGGUGCGAUGGGAGGUCUUUUCACGGAUGGGGAGGACUCGUCCAAUGGAAACCCAGUGGAGGACAUCAACAAGUGGAGUGUGGAGGACGUGUGUGGCUUCAUAAGCAGUUUGGCAGGAUGUGCAGAAUACACACAGGUGUUUCGGGAGCAGGCCAUUGAUGGGGAGACUUUACCGUUGCUCACCGAGGAGCACCUGCUAAACUCCAUGGGACUAAAGCUGGGCCCGGCCCUCAAGAUCCGCACCCAGGUGGCCCGACGCUUUGGUCGACUUUUCUACAUGACCGGCUUCCCCUUCGCGUUCCCCUUCCCACCUGCCAUCCUGCGACCUCCAGAGCGAGACCGUGAGGUCCUGAGCUCACCGGACUCCUCUUUGCCACUAAACGUGUCACAAACAAACAGACCUGCAUCAGCCACCAGCAGCUCCUCUCCUUACAGCGCCGCCGCCUCCUCCCCCAAACGACAGAACGACAGGCAGGGGCCCGGGCGGGGGUGUGGGGCUGGCACGCAGACAGAGCAGCCUGUGUGCGGCUCCACCACCUGGGCAGAGACACUUGGCACAGCAUCAGACAAGACCCUGGCAGCCUGGCAUCGCCGCGCUGCCUCAGGCCUGCUGACUGCCCCUGCUCCCUUCCUCUUGGUCCGUCCAGCCCGACUUGGCCCAUCGCAGUCGUCCCGCUCCGAACAGCGGCUGCUCUGA